AUGGCUGCGGUGAUUGAUUUUGUGUCAGAUUCAUCACGCUUCCACCCCCAUACAAUGAUACCCGCUGCAGGGCAUCAUGGUUCUUCAGAGGAUUCACCAUAUCGACAACCUUCCCGGUCGAGAGUCGAGCCUCCACCAAGUCCGAACCCCCACCCCACAUCAGUAGAUGAUGGUACCCCUCCUCCAAGCGCAGAUAUACAAGCCAAAUAUGAUGACUCUCAUGAUGUAGACCACCGCACAAGAGUUAAACCCGAGCCUCAUAUCAAGUCCGAACCUAUCUCUCCUCCUUCGAGUUCCAGUCCAAAUUCAAAUUCACACACGCAACAACAAUUUCAAAGUCAACAAAAUUUCCCUCCAUCUUCGGCGCCUCAUGCACGAGCCGAGCAUUCGCAUACCUUGAGCACCGAUUCUCCUUUAAGGCCUCGAAUGGCAUCUGGGACAUCUGAGCGGACAAUCCCAAGAUCAGCAAAGUCUCUUGAUGAUGUACAGAAUUAUGGUGGUAACACGAUCAAAGUUAGAGAUUUGGCACAUAUCGAAAGUUUCGCCAGCCCAGAAUUCCUUUCAUCUAGAGGCCAAAUCGGAGACUCACGCACAGCAGAUGAGCCUGGAUUAAAAUACGAGAUCAGCGGUAUGCCCAUUACAGAUAUUAUUGAAAUGGUAGCCGGGCUUUUGACCAAAAUCACCACCACAAACGAUCGUCAACAUGAAACUCUACAAAGAUCCAUUCCAUCUGCUGAAAAUACAGCCAAUCUUACUGGACUAUCUUCGAGCGUUCUCGCAUUUCACGGAAAGAAUGUGCCUAGCAUUACCAUUUUGAGUUAUCUAACUAGAAUACACAAAUACUGCCCAACAACAUACGAGGUGUUCUUGAGUUUGUUAGUCUACUUUGAUAGAAUGACGGAGAGAGUUAAUGCGGAACCCAUAAAUGCCAUGCGACAGGAAGCCAUGGAUCUAGAUGGUUCUCGACCUUCGUCUACUUAUUCUGCAGAGGGUUCUGAUUUGGCGGAUACCCCACCAGGAGCUAGAAGCGUUCCUGAGCUCAAAUCCGAGUUUGAAAAUGCUCAAUACUCUCACUCACAAGAUCCUGAACCUGGUUUGGCUCAGUUCCCCCUCUCCCACUUCUUUGUAGUUGACAGUUUUAACAUUCAUCGUUUGGUUAUUGCUGGUGUCACUUGUGCCAGCAAAUUCUUCUCCGAUGUUUUUUACACAAAUUCUAGAUACGCCAAGGUUGGUGGAUUGCCGUUGAAUGAAUUGAACCAUUUGGAGCUUCAAUUUUUAUUAUUAAACGACUUCCGAUUAUCUGUUCCCGUUGAAGUAUUAGAGGCUUAUGGCACAAUGCUUGUGGAUUUUUAUGCUCGAGAGAUUGUUGAUCAAAAACGAGCAAGUGGUAUGACAGAUAUGGCAUAUAAACAAGAAACAGCAUCUUGA
This is a messenger RNA of Botrytis fragariae, 1428 nucleotides long. Its product is annotated as putative cyclin-dependent protein kinase complex component protein. The coding region runs from base 1 to 1428 and encodes 475 amino acids. Gene Ontology annotation, biological process: regulation of cyclin-dependent protein serine/threonine kinase activity. Gene Ontology annotation, cellular component: nucleus; cyclin-dependent protein kinase holoenzyme complex. The transcript is spliced from 2 exons. Gene Ontology annotation, molecular function: cyclin-dependent protein serine/threonine kinase regulator activity; protein kinase binding. Lineage: Eukaryota; Fungi; Ascomycota; Leotiomycetes; Helotiales; Sclerotiniaceae. The record is from RefSeq and is a predicted model, not a curated record.